Symbiodinium sp. CCMP2592 is the source of this 1563-nucleotide messenger RNA. The record is from the annotation of a GenBank genome assembly. Lineage: Eukaryota; Dinophyceae; Suessiales; Symbiodiniaceae.
AUGGAACCUCUGGAGUGCGUCCGCGUAGAAGUCGAUGGUGUGCUGGGGCUCGUGCCCCACAGCUGGCCGCCAGGACCAGUCCGUGUGGCGGCGGUUUUGCCAAGCAGCGUUCUGGCAUCGAAGAUUGGUGUCGGUGACGAGCUUCUGAAGGUCAACGACACCAACGUCUGCGACUUGGAUCGCUCUGCGCUGGCGCGUGAGCUCAGCAGGAGGCCGCUGAGCCUGGAAAUCAAGCGAUUUUCGUCGCUGAAUCGGGAAUGCUCUUCUGAGACCAUCGAUGUUCAAGUGGGGGUCUCUGAUGGUGCCGUGGGCUUCUGCCCUCGAGAUUGGCACAGUAAGCCGAUGGUGGUGGGAGCUGUCCUUCCCAACCAAGCUGCAGCUGCAAAAGGCGUCAGAGAGGGCGACGUUCUUGUCCUGGUCGAUGGGCAGCAAGCAAGCGCCAUGACGGCUGCCGAGCUCGCUACAGCUCUGUCGCGAAGGCCAAUCUCAAUUCGCUUCCAGCGAAGCUUCGACGAGAAUGAGACGGCUCGUGGUGAUCCGUUCCUCGCCUCUCUCGACGACCCUCCGCCUGCAAGGACGGGCGCAUUCGCUGCGGCCGCGGAUGCGGAUGCACGCAAUGGACGCGAUGGGCGCGAGCUGCUGCUCCCAUCCGAGACCUCCGAGGUUGCCUCAGCCACGGCAAAGCAAAUUGUGGAGGACACCUCGGCGGCCUCGGCAGAGGCGGGGUUGCUGUCGGCGUCGCCUCGGAGGCCUCCGAAGCCCAGGCGCCCCGUGAAAGUUCGAUCGCAGCCAGAGCAGCCGCAGGGACAGGAGCAAAGACAGCUCGCGGAUGCUUCAACUCGGCGCCCUCCCCAGCCAGUGAAGCCUGCAACCAAGCCGGCAAAGUCUCAGGCACCGCGAGAGGCUCUUGAGGGUGGAACGCAGACUGAAGCUCCGCUGACGGCAGAAAAGGGCGUACAGCGGGAUAUUGAACCUCAAGAUCUUCAAGAGCUGCCGCAGCCGCUGUCUGCAGCGAAUGCUCAUGUGGUGCCUCUGGAGCAGGAGGAAGAGAAGGAGGAGGAGGAGGAGGAGGCACAAGCAUCUGGUCAAGGCGUCGACGAAACUGCUGCGGCUGCUGGUCCUGCUUCCAAUAAUCCCGAAGUAGCAGACCUGCCGGCCUUGCUUCGGCCGCCAAGCAUCCUCGAGCCUCAGCCCGACAUGCCACCGCUGCGCCCCAGGGAUCUGAGUCUGAGCCUUCGGCGCCAGUCGCCAGAGCCUUUCAAGUUCCGGGAGUUGCCUCCUCCCCCGAGGGCCCCGCCAGCUCUCUGGGCUGAGCCCAGAGAUCUCGGAGAGAUCGCCGUCGCCAACUCGCGAUCUCAACGGCCUUCGAUUCUCAAAGAGCUGCCGCCUCCGGACCGCCCGCCGCUUCCUGUCGAGGUGGCCUGGGCCCGAGAAGAGGAGCUGCAGCUUUGGCGCCACGUGCCCGAAGAUCUAAAGCCGGACUCCCCCGAGACGGCAGAGGAUUUGGAAGAGUGGCUCAGGUUAUCUUACCAGUAUCUGCCAGGCAGCACAACCAUCUUCUAG